AUGAACAUGGCUCCAGACGACGCCAUCCACCUCGAUGGCCGUACCGGCGAGGGCGGUGGCCAGUUAGUGAGAAUCGCAAUCGCGCUCGCCUCGGUCGCAUGCAAGCCAGUCAAGAUCACAGAUGUGAGGGGCAACCGCCCAGGGCCACGAGGCGGAGGCCUUAAGUCACAACACUUCACAUCCAUCGCCUGGCUCGCCAAGGCAACAGGUGCUGACGUCAAGGGCCUCCAAGUCGGCAGCAAGACGCUGGAGUUCCGGCCAACCCGCGGGCCCGGCGAGCUGUGGGAGAGAAAUAUCACGAUCCGCGCCGAGUCUGCUGCUGCAAGCGCGCUGCUGGUCUUCCAGGCCGUGUUCCCGUUCCUCCUGUUCGCGGGGAACGAGAGCGGCGAGCCGGUUGAGCUGACCAUCUCCGGCGGCACCAACGUCUCCUUCUCGCUCAGCUACGAGUACCUGGACCAGGUGCUGCUGCCGACGCUCGAGGAUUGGUUCGGUGCCCGCGUGGAUAGGCGGCUUGAUGGCAGGGGGUGGAGCUUUGGCCCGGCAUCGAGAGGGACACUGUGGUUCAGGGUACAACCCGUCUCGCUCGGGGAGACGCUGAAGCUCAGGGAUGGGCUAGAGCUGGGGUCGCGGCCAGGAGGUUUCGACAUCAAGACUAUCGACGUGACCAUCAUCACACCAAGCACCAUGCACGCGGAGCUCCAGGCCGCCCUGCGAGAGCGUCUGGAGAAGACAUUCCCCGGGGUGGAGUACGAUUUCCGCGCGCCCGAGGAGAGCAAGCACGAGUCGCGCAUCUAUGUCCUCCUGGUGGCCAAGUCAGUGACACUGCGGCGGGGACGGGAUCUACUCUACAAUGGAAGGCGCAAGGGUAAGACGACGGCGAAGAUCAGCGACGAGGUGGCUAGGGCUGUCACCAAGUCGCUCGCCGAGGAGAUCAGCACCGGAGGUGUUGUGGACGAGUUCCUGCAGGACCAGCUCGUCAUCUUCCAGGCUCUGGCUGAAGGCAGGACAAGCUUCCCGAGGAGUAGGCCUGAGGGUCAUGGAAACGUUGGGCAAACGGGGCAGGCGGCGGGUUCCAUCGAGGACGAGCUGGACAGGCUUCACAUCGGCGAUCGGCUGAGGAAGGACAGAAUUGACAAGCCAUUUGGCGACCCUGAGACGGACAGCACCCACACCCAGACAGCUCGGUGGGUUACGGCGGAGCUUCUGGGGCCAAGGUUGACUUGGUAUAACAAGGGCAGGCUAUGUGAAGGAAUUGGCUUGAAGUCAGGCAUGAGCCAGUCCCUGUCAUAG
Molecule: messenger RNA, 1290 nt
Organism: Diaporthe citri
Lineage: Eukaryota; Fungi; Ascomycota; Sordariomycetes; Diaporthales; Diaporthaceae
Exons: 2
Coding region: 1-1290 (429 amino acids)
Biological process (GO): RNA processing
Cellular component (GO): nucleus
Molecular function (GO): RNA-3'-phosphate cyclase activity
Source: RefSeq, a predicted model, not a curated record